AUGGAGCAAAUUCAAAUAUGCAAGAAAGCUCUAAAAGCAUCAGUUGUUGAAGAAGCUGUUUGUGAUAAUUGUCCCAUAGAAAUUACCAAUAAUAUAUUAAACGAAGAAUUUUGGACGAAAAAUUUAAAAUUUUUAGCUAUACUCCAACCUUUAGCUACCUCAUUGUUGAAAGUGCAAGGGGAUAAAUGUACUUUGGCCCAAGUAAAAAACGAGAUGCUUAAUUUGGAAAAACACAUAAUACAAUCAUGCCAUGAUUCUAUAUUUUCUCCAUCUCAAGAAAAAAAAAUUAAGGUUAUGUUUGAAAAGAGAAAAACUGAUAUAAAUACAUGUGCUCACAAUGCUGCUUAUUUAUUGGACCCCCAAUAUCAAGGGGAGCAUCUUACUAAUACUGAAUUUGAUGAAGCAUGUAAUAUAAUACAAGAAUUGGGUAUUUUACAAGGUGGUGAUAAUCAAAAUAUUUUGAGUAAUAUAGUAAAUUUCAGAAGCAAAAGCGGUAUAUUUAAUAGCCAUAAUAUGUGGAAAGUUGUAACUUCCAUAAGAAACAAUCAAAUUUCGGCCUCAAGUUGGUGGAAUGCAUUUUGCCCACCUUGCCCAUUAAGAGAAGUCGCUAAUAUUUUACUAACAUUUCCUAGUUCGACUUCUUCUUCUGAAAGAAAUUGGUCGGUUUGGGGCAAUAUUCACACGAAAAACAGAAAUAGAUUAAAGGCUUCUACAGCAGGAAAAUUAGUAAGAGUGUAUCAUAAUUUAAGAUUGAUUAAAAAUAUUAAAGAAAAUAAUGAUAUUGAAUAUGAAUCGGAACAAGACUCUGCCACGGAGGGUGAAACAUUGACUAUAGAAUGA
Molecule: messenger RNA, 840 nt
Organism: Gordionus sp. m RMFG-2023
Lineage: Eukaryota; Metazoa; Nematomorpha; Gordioida; Chordodea; Parachordodidae
Exons: 1
Coding region: 1-840 (279 amino acids)
Molecular function (GO): protein dimerization activity
Source: RefSeq, a predicted model, not a curated record